GAGCCCAUUUCCUCUUCUGCAGGCCUGGCUGAGUGAGAGAGCAGCAGCAACGUUAUUCAGUGUUAAUAUUAUUUUUAUUCAGUUCCGGUUUUAUUUCGCAGAGCUGUGUUCAGUCUCAGCCGCAUGGUGAACCGUGUUAAGCGCGUUAUAACCGAGAGAAACCCGUGAGCGUGAAGGUGUUUGCUGAGGAGAAAGAGAAGCAGCUCCAGCUCGCUCUGAUGCUACCUGUUACCCUGUGACACCUGCCUGAGGAGACUGCAACCCCCCCGACACACAAUGUCUGGGCUACAGAUGCCAUGGCCGCCAGGCACAGAGUGUGUGGCUAAGUAUAACUUCCAGGGCACCACAGAGCAUGAUCUGCCCUUCUGCAAAGGAGACGUCCUCAGUAUCCUCACGGUCACUAAGGACCCUAACUGGUACAAAGCGAAGAACACUGUGGGGAGGGAGGGGACGAUCCCAGCCAACUACGUGCAGAAACGAGAAGGAGUCAAAUCAGGAGGGAAACUGAGCCUGAUGCCAUGGUUCCACGGUAAGAUUACGCGGGACCAGGCCGAGCGGUUGCUCUACCCUCCGGAGACGGGGCUCUUCCUGGUGCGCGAGAGCACCAACUACCCCGGCGACUAUACGCUGUGUGUGAGCUGCGAGGGGAAGGUGGAGCACUAUCGCAUCAUCUACCACAACGGCAAGCUCUCCAUCGAUGAGGAGGAGUACUUUGAGAACCUCAUGCAGCUGGUGGAGCAUUACACCAAAGACGCUGAUGGUCUGUGUACUCGAUUGAUCAAGCCAAAGCUCAUGGAGGGAACAGUAGCAGCACAGGAUGAGUUCUCCAGGAGUGGCUGGGCUCUCAACAGAAAGGACCUAAAACUCAUUCAGACUAUCGGCAAAGGAGAGUUUGGAGAUGUAAUGGUAGGAGACUACAGAGGGACCAAGGUGGCGGUGAAGUGCAUCAAACACGAUGCCACGGCACAGGCCUUCAUCGCCGAGGCUUCAGUCAUGACGCAGCUGAGGCACACUAACCUGGUGCAGCUGCUGGGAGUGAUCGUGGAGGAGAGGGGCAGCCUCUUUAUCGUUACAGAGUACAUGGCCAAGGGCAGUUUAGUGGACUACCUGCGCUCGCGAGGGCGCACUGUGCUUGGGGUUGAGUGCCUACUCAAAUUCUCACUUGAUGUGUGUGAGGCGAUGGAGUACCUCGAGGCCAACAACUUUGUGCACAGGGACCUCGCGGCACGGAACGUUCUGGUAUCUGAGGACAACAUUGCUAAAGUGAGCGACUUCGGUCUGACCAAGGAGGCGUCGUCCACUCAGGACACGGCCAAGCUGCCUGUUAAAUGGACGUCACCCGAGGCACUUCGAGAGAAGAGGUUUUCCACCAAGUCUGACGUGUGGAGUUACGGCGUCCUGCUCUGGGAGAUCUACUCCUUCGGCCGUGUGCCUUACCCCAGAAUUCCUCUGAAGGAGGUGGUGCCGCGGGUGGAGAAGGGCUACAAGAUGGACUCGCCGGACGGCUGCCCCGCUGUGGUCUACGACCUCAUGAAGCAGUGCUGGACCCUGGACCCGGUGAUGCGGCCUUCGUUCCGUAUGCUGCGUGAAAAGCUGCAGCACAUCAGAGCUAAAGAACUCUAUCUGUGAAGUGGAGGGGGGGCCACGCGCACGCUUUUUACCUGUGAGGAGGCGGGUAAAGACGCAGCGGGCGCCCGCCACAUCGAGCAGCGUCUCAGGCUCCGGCUUGUCCUUUCAUUCGUCUUUUGGGACUUUUUUUUUUUUGGACUGUUAAAUUGGACACACUCGUGCUGUGUUUCUGUGGGGAGUGAAAGCUUAUUUAGGAGUGUGUGCGUUAAAGCGCGUAUUGUGUCCUGAUUGUGCUCUGCCUUCUUUGUCUUUAUUAUACCAUGCUGACGUCCUUUUGCCUAAAAGUAUUUGCCCCUGGCAUAACCCUGCCCCCUUUUCUCUGUUUGUUGCUGGAUGAAGGCUGGCCUUUUCUCCAUUGUUUUGUCAGGUGCAUUUUCUUUUCUUUCUUUCUAACACCCUCUGUUUCUCUUUCUCCAGAGUUUUCAUCUCUCUCCUUCCUGUGUCUUUUGUGUGUGUGUGUGUGAGAGAGAGUGAGUGAGGCGUUCGUUCUGUGCCUGAGUGCCUCCAGAUGGCAGGACUGAUGCCUCUUGCGUCCCCCUCCUCUGUCACAUGGACUUGUUUUUGUUUUUAUUCCAUUUUUAAGUCUUUUUUUUUUUUUUUAAACGAUCGCCUUUUUUGUUGUUUUUGUCUGUGUUUAUUUGCUGUCUCCCCACGUCAAUCAACAUCUGACCUGGGACAAGUGCAAGGAGCUGGAACGAUGCACAAAUUCUCGCACACACACAUGCAUAAUUAUGUACAAACCCACACACACAUUUACACAUGCAUUUCCCAGUAGAGCUCAAACUGCGGCGGCCAAAACGGGACACACAAAGCAGUUUACCCAGAAACCCUUGGGACACGGGGGUGGAUGGAUCCGAAUACGGUAGAACUAUUCGUGCGUGAGCUUGUUUUAUAUUAAAAUGUAUUUAAAGGACUAAAAAUAACCUGAAAAAAAAGGCAGAGAAGACUCAACUGACGGAGAUGUGCAGAGGUGAAUGGAUGGAUGGACGAGUGAGUGAGAGAGGGAGGGAGGCUUGGGGUUAAUCUGUCAGUGCUUUCAAUGUUCUUUGUUUGAUUAUGCUGCCAUGAUUACGAAUAAAUCAUUCCAUCAGA
Messenger RNA from Neoarius graeffei (lesser salmon catfish), 2721 nucleotides. Its product is annotated as tyrosine-protein kinase CSK. NCBI's taxonomy places the organism in Eukaryota, Metazoa, Chordata, Actinopteri, Siluriformes, Ariidae. The record is from RefSeq and is a predicted model, not a curated record. Gene Ontology annotation, biological process: regulation of Fc receptor mediated stimulatory signaling pathway; adherens junction organization; protein phosphorylation. The transcript has 13 exons. Bases 277 to 1629 code for a protein of 450 amino acids. Gene Ontology annotation, molecular function: ATP binding; protein binding; protein tyrosine kinase activity.